Molecule: messenger RNA, 301 nt
Organism: Aplosporella prunicola CBS 121167
Lineage: Eukaryota; Fungi; Ascomycota; Dothideomycetes; Botryosphaeriales; Aplosporellaceae
Exons: 1
Coding region: 69-230 (53 amino acids)
Source: RefSeq, a predicted model, not a curated record
CACGGCGCCAUCGAUCCCUAUCGCUCGCUGUUCAGCAGCCGCUUUGUUUGCUAGGUCGACGAGGGAGGAUGGGAAGGGAGCGAGGGAGCUGCGCGGCGGAACCGGUUCAACUCUCCGACGGCGCCCUACCCUAUCUGAGUACAGUGGUUUAUGGAUCUCGCUCCAUGUCUGCUCCCGACCUCAUCGGGCCUCGCUCAGCCCCAAUCCCCGGCACCCCAAAGCUUUCGUGAACUCGUCCAUGUUCCAUGUUUAUUAUAUCAUAGGAGGCGUGGGACGGGAUGCAUGUCUUGCUCGUCCAAUG